AGAGAGAGAGAGAGAGAAUAUGAAUAUUUGAAUUUCCCAUCUGAAAGGGUAGCGGUAGCACGUCAGGGCCUGGCUGAGGGGCGUGAUUGGAGGGCGCCUUCGGCAGCCGCCCGCGGCAGGAGCCGCGGCCCCAGCUCGCCUGACGGAGUUACACGAGGCGGCGGCGGGAGCUGGAAAGAAGGAACCGCCUGGUUGAGUCGGGCCGGAGCCCUGCAGCGGCUUAGACGGUUUCGGGGACCGCCAGGUCGGUGCUGGCCGCGGGCCGGGAGGGCGGAGCCGGGCUGUGGGCAACAAGGUCCAGACUCUCGCCUUGAGGCUUCAGGGCAGCCCGGGAAGCUGGAGAGUUAGAACAUCUUCCCAAGCCAGACCAGGCAGGGGCGCUGCAUGUUAAUUCAGCCCUGGGCUAGGGCACAUUAACCAGAGCCAGCAGCAUGGACUUCGUCAUGAAGCAGGCCCUUGGAGGGGCCACCAAGGACAUGGGGAAGAUGCUGGGGGGAGAGGAGGAGAAGGACCCCGAUGCACAGAAGAAGGAGGAGGAGAGGCAGGAAGCGCUGAGGCAGCAGGAGGAAGAGCGCAAGGCCAAGCACGCGCGCAUGGAGGCCGAGCGAGAGAAGGUCCGGCAGCAGAUCCGUGACAAGUAUGGGCUGAAGAAGAAGGAGGAGAAGGAAGCAGAGGAGAAGGCAGCCCUUGAACAGCCCUGUGAGGGGAGCCUGACCCGGCCCAAGAAGGCUAUCCCGGCAGGCUGCGGGGAUGAGGAGGAGGAGGAAGAAGAGAGCAUCCUGGACACGGUGCUCAAAUACCUGCCUGGACCGCUGCAGGACAUGUUCAAGAAGUAACCAGCCCUCCUGCCCCAUUCCCAUUCCACUUGUUACUUUUUAUUUUAUUUUAUUUUAUUUUAUUUCUUUUUAUUCAGUUAAGUCUCAAUUCUGAAGGGGAAAACCUCAGUUGGCCUCUGCCCCCCUUCCCUGGCCAGGGGCUCCUCCCCCUCAAUUCUCCCUUACACCCCCCUUCAUCCCAGGGUAUCCAUUCCCACUCCACUCCCAAGCAUCUUGAAAAAAAAAAAGGAUUGAUAGCUUUUUUUCAGUAGGGGCCAUUGAACCCAGAGCCAAAGGCACUGGGUAGCCCUCUAUGGAAACCUAAGUUCUAUAUUAGUGUGGUAACCCCCAUACAUUCCUUCGUGCUCCCCACUGCCAGGAGGACCACUGUCCCCAGCCAGCCAAAGUAACGACACAUUCCAGCCCUGCCCAGCAUGCUGAUCUUUGGCUUCUGAUACCUCAGUGGGCCUCAAGGUCAGGGCAGGGGCACUGAGUGGCCUGGCUCUGAGGAAGGGAGUCAGGGUAAGCCUGUCCCAUGAAGGCCUAACCUGAGAGGGCUUGGGUAUGGCCAGGCUAGGGUCUAGACAGAAGGUUGAGGCUCUUUCCCCCUCUUCCUGGUGAUACCCAGCCCAGGAGCACACCCUUCCCCAAACCCCUCCUGGAGAGGCAUGGCGCCUGCCAAGCUGGUCCCUCUAAACGGAUCCUCUUUGGACUUCAGCACAUCUGUGGAGGAGCCCCAGGAUAGGGCAACCCCUUGUUUCCCCUCACCCCACUUAGGUUCUGGGACCCCACUGCCAGGCUGGACCCAGCUUGCCCAGCCAAGGGGCUGCCCAGACCCCCAGAAAACACUUGGAGCCAUCGGGCAGUGAUGGUCUAUGCCAUGGGACCCCCCCCAUUGGUGUGACCAAGCUGCCCCCAUUCCUAUCCAUGCCUCUUUCCCAUUUUGUCCUGUCCAUGUGCUUCCAGGGCCCUGUGGUCCCCAGGUGGACCCUUCCUGGCCAAAGCCCCAAGUCAUUGGGGAGAAGCCAAUUCCCACUUGACAGAAGGCAUCUGUCCAUUCAUCCUAUUGGCCAAGAACAAACUCUUCUCUAGGAUGUAUGGGACUAGCAUUUGUCCCCCAACUACCCACUCCCUAGAUCAUCAAGACAUCAGUCAUUUGUAUGAGAAUGGGAUGGGGAAGGAGGGGGAAACAAGGGAGGAAAGUGUGAGUCCAUCAUGAUAUUGAGUGGCAGAGACUGCAGCAGUGAUUGUGUGUCCAUAUAUAUGUAUGGUUAUGCAUAUAUGUAUGGUUAGAGUGAGGUGUGUCUUGAGAUUGUGUGUGUGUGUUAGUUAUCACAUCUCUCUUUUAGAGAUUGUAUAUGUUAGGCAGCCGAUGUGUGCGUGCUUGUUUGAAGCGAUGUAUUUGAGUCAUGAUUGCGUCCUUAAGUGUGUGCUAACCACCUCAUAUGUUUUUAAGAUUGCAUGUGUUAGCUUGUAUAUGCAUGAGUUUUCAAAAUGGCAUGUGUGUCAGGAGUGAUAGAUACAUGUUAGAUGUAGAUGUGUGUGUCUGAGAGAAGUGACAGAUAUAACAAGACUGUUGUGCACAUGUGUGGGAGUCUGAAAAGGAAGUUGUGUACAUAGAUGUGUGCUUGGAGAGAGGGAACAUAAAGGUAAGAUGCCCCCUCCAAGCCCUGAGACCAUUGGUCACAGGUGGCUACAUCCAACAGGAGACCUUGUCCUUGGCCUAGAGUCCUCCCACCCUUGGAGGGUGUCUGUCUGAGGUUCCCAGAAUUCCACUGGGACAGACCCAGGCAGUGCCCCAGGAAGCCAUGCUAGCCCCCUACCAGGGCCUAUCCCAAAAGCAGGGGCCAGGGAGGGGGCGACUUGCCUGCCCCUGAAGCCCCUGUCCCAUUGACCCCAGUUUGCAUUCUGCGGGUUUUCCAUUUUAGUGGAUUUAUACUUUUAUUUCAGAGAGACAGGUGUCUUCUCUGUCCGUUUCCAAUAGUUAAAGCCAUAUCAGUUAGAUUGCAAUACUUUAAAGAUGAGACAAAACAAUCCAUAUGUUUAGGGAACCAGAAAAGUCCCCUGGUCUGUCCCUUCUCUGGGGAGCAGGGCCUCAGCAGCUCCAGCUCCCUGGACUUUCCAUCCACCCCCGCCCCCUCCCCUUGUGCUCUUCUGUGGGGCCCCCAGGGGGCCAUUGUCUGUCCGUGCCUGUGUCUGUGAUGGGGAGCCACCUCGCACCCCUGUUGUCUGCUUGUCUGUCUGUGUCUUUUAUCCUGGCAGGAUGGUCAUUCUCAAGAGGCCUGGGGUCUCAGACCAGAAACAGGCAGGGCACAGUCCAGGGGCCCUGGACCUCCCUAAAUCCUGUGUGAGUCCCACUUGGACAUAGGUGUGGAUGCCAGUGUUGUGAGAGGUCUCCCCCUUGACAGGGACCCUCAGACCUUGAAGCUGAUGCCAGGGCACAAGGUGAUGCAGAUAAGCAGGGGACCCAGCCAUACUAGGUGCACCUGAGGGACCCUAGAUUCUCAGAUGGUGUCCCUGGCAGUCUCCACAGCCCCUCUGGACCUGCAGGGUGGGCUCAGGGCUUCUCAGCCCCACCUCGGUGCCCUCCAGGCUGGGCUGGCUUAGUCUGGGUGCACCUCCCAGGUUCCUCCAUUCUGUUCCUGGGCAGCAGGACUUGAGGACUUUCUGGAGGCAGGGGUCAGGGAGAGAAUUUCUGUCUGGCACAUACUUAGCUGUAGCCACUGCCAAGUGAUCACUGUCAGGUCCAGAGGGACACAAUGACUGUCAUUUCUGACAAAGACCUGACUGUGGGUAGAAGUCAAUGAACGGGUGGCCCAGAAAGGAUGUCUGUCCAACCCACUAGUGAGGGGGACAAAAUAUGCAUGGGAUGCUGUAGCAGGGGAAAGGAUGUUCAUGUGCUAUACCUGGAAUGGGAGAUGGGUGUGACUCACUUGAUAGGAGGAGGAUGAAUGUGUCUCACAGAAAUGGGGCAGUGUGCAUGUAACACACUGAGAGGGAGAGGCCCCAGAAUUCAGCACACAUACAUGAUACCCCGGGAGACUAGGGAAGAGCAAUCUGAAAACAGAAUGAGGUGCAAGGGAGCACCCAUCAGUCACAUGGCUAUGUGUGCUUGCAGGGAAGGGGAAGGUGACCCAGGUUCCUGUGCCUGGGAUUCACCACCAGGGAGAAGGAAAAGAGUUUUUCUGGGUUGCCCUGGGCUGAGCACUGGUGAUGGGCCAGGGUUUCCAAAUGUGGAUGUCCCCUACUCUGGGUACAAAAGCACCCAGAAGGUGUGUCUUUAACUACAAAACUUCAUGAGGUGCUCCUUCAAAUAGAAGCAGGAAGCUGAAAGGUCAUCCAGGUGCAUAAGACAAAGAAAGAGAAGGGGAAAGAAAAGUAUUGUAGCCCAGGACCCUUUGUAGGUGGGGCAGCUAGCAGGCAAAGCCAAGGCUUGUGGCUAGAGUAAAGUGGGGAGACUCUCCAGCCCUAAGAGCCUCCAACACCCAGCUGUCAGGAGUUCUCACUACAACAGCCCAACUGUUCCAUUCUUUUGGGGUUCCACAGGACCCUGACUGCACAGGGAGGCCGGGAGUCAGACUGACUCUGACAGGGAAUGUCCCAGGUCCUAAGACACGCCUCCCACCAAAUGUCCCCUGCUCCAGUCUCCACUCCUGUUGCCCCACCUCUUCACUGGGGAGAGAAUGGGAAGUGCUCAUGCUGGCCCUGGGGUGGGAGUGAGGAGUCCUACUGAGACCCAGUUGAGAUGGACCAUCCUGCUCACGCGGGGGAACCCCUUUCCUACAUUUGUGCUGUGUCCUUGUUGCUCUGCUUCUUUUAAAUGUGUCAGUGCCUGGGGGGAGGGGAGGGCCACUCCCUCAUGUCCCCCUGAACCUGACCAAAAGCCAUGGCUGUUGCUCCCCCCUUUGUAUGAUGCAAAUGCUAAGAUGUACAAAACCAACCAUGACAACAACAACAAAAGACCUUGUACAGCAGCAAUA
Molecule: messenger RNA, 4795 nt
Organism: Sciurus carolinensis (gray squirrel)
Lineage: Eukaryota; Metazoa; Chordata; Mammalia; Rodentia; Sciuridae
Gene: Cplx2
Product: complexin 2
Exons: 4
Coding region: 432-836 (134 amino acids)
Biological process (GO): neurotransmitter transport; synaptic vesicle exocytosis; regulation of neurotransmitter secretion
Cellular component (GO): terminal bouton; SNARE complex
Molecular function (GO): syntaxin binding
Source: RefSeq, a predicted model, not a curated record